CAGCAGACACAGGAGAACGGGCGGCAGAGCUGGAGCUCUCAGCACUCUCCCUCCCUCUCAUCUUUCUACUCUUUUCUUUUCAUUCGCUUCAUUAACUGAAGUUUCUUUGAAGAUAUAUAGUGGCGAGUUCUGAUGAAUUGUGUUUGCGGAAGACCCUUCAGAGUUGGGAAAGGUGUGGUGGAUAGCAGAGGCUGCAGUUCAGGGACACAUGCUGCCAGCAGAGGACCUUCAGAGUCAAGAAUUCUAUCCGAACUUUUCCUUGUUAUUACAUUCAGCUCUUCCUCUCUUCCUACUGACCAUGCUGCACCCAGCACCCUGCAGUCUGGAUCCCCCGGGGGAGAGGGUCUGGAAGGAGACUGCAGAUGUGGACAUUGUUAAAACUUUAAGGUGAAGACCUCCCAAAGCUUGUCCUGCACAUCUAGGUGGUGGUGCUGAAGGACAGCGCCAACGGUUCGGCCAUCGCAAUGAACUUUUCGCGGGAUUCCUUUAUCCUUAAUGUUGGGGGUGCCAGGUAUUAUUUCUCUGAGGAUGUCAUUAAGGAUUUCCCCCUGCGCAGGGUGAGCAGGCUGCACAGCUGUUCCUCAGAGAAGGAUGUCCUGGAGGUGUGUGAUGAUUACGACCAGGAGAGGAAUGAGUAUUUCUUUGACAGGCACUCUGAGGCUUUUGGUUUCAUCAUGAUGUAUGUCAAGUAUGGCAAGCUGAGGUUCAUGCCCCAGAUGUGUGAGUUAUCCUUCUACAAUGAGAUGAUAUACUGGGGGUUGGAGUGCUCCCAGCUGGAAUACUGCUGCCAGAGGAGGCUGGAUGACCGCAUGUCAGACACCUAUACCUACCUGUCUGAUGAGAGCAAGCCUGAUGAGAGCACCAUCAAGGAGGAUCUGCCUGCCCCUGGGGAGAAGAAGUGGCUGGAGCGCAUGAGGAUGACCUUUGAGGAGCCCACCUCAUCCCUGGCAGCUCAGAUUCUGGCAGUGGUGUCCAUCCUCUUUGUCAUUGUCUCCAUGGUGCUCCUGUGUGCCAGCACCCUGCCAGACUGGAAGACAGCAGAGAAUAGGAGCGUGGAGGAGCAAAGGUACACAGCAAGUCUAUGGGAACCUUCGGGGAUAAUUGAAGCAAUCUGCAUUGGCUGGUUCACUGCAGAGUGCAUCGUGAGGUUCAUUGUUUCCAAGAAUAAGUGUGACUUUGUGAAAAGGCCCUUAAACAUCAUUGACUUGCUGGCCAUCUCUCCUUAUUACAUCUCCAUUUUCAUGACCAUUGUCACAGGGGAGAACCCACAGCUGCAGAGAGCCGGGGUGACCCUAAGGGUCCUGAGGAUGAUGCGAAUAUUUUGGGUCAUAAAACUCGCAAGACACUUUAUUGGCCUACAGACUCUGGGCCUCACCCUGAAACGUUGCUACAGAGAGAUGGUCAUGCUACUGGUCUUUAUUUGUGUGGCUAUGGCAAUUUUCGGUGCACUGUCUCAGCUCCUCGAGCACGGGCUGGACCUUGAGAUGAAAAAUGAGGAUUACUCAAGCAUACCGGCGGCCUGCUGGUGGGUAAUUAUUUCCAUGACCACCGUAGGCUAUGGUGACAUGUACCCUAUAUCAGUUCCUGGCAGAAUACUUGGAGGGAUAUGCGUGGUCAGUGGGAUUGUCCUGCUGGCAUUGCCUAUAACAUUCAUAUACCACAGCUUUGUACAGUGUUACCAUGAACUCAAGUUUAAAUCUGCCAGGUAUGGCAGGACAUUAUCAAACGAGUUCUUAAACUAAUACUUGCAAAAGUUUUGCUAGAUAUUUAUUUUGUUACUGUCAGCCAAUGCUACUUGUUAUUGCAGUACCAUUCAGAAAGCUCUAGGCCUAGCCGCUUUUCUGCCCAAGGUACCAAACAAGAUAGCGUCUUUUCAUCUCUUAUACAUCUUUAUGUUUUUCUUGUAUACUCUAUAAAUAUUGUCACUUUAACCAUUGUUCAAUCUAUCAAUAACUAAAAUACAUGUGGCAAGAAGGAUUUGCAUUUUAUUUUAAUUCCCCAGAUUUUAUUGUCAUCCAAUCUUACUGAGGUAGCUGCCUCAUUAUAGGCCUUACACUACCCACAGGGUCGCUGCAGGAAAGCAAUUAAAACCAGGAACUUUUUAAAAUGGAUCUGUCACCUCCAGAUAAAAAAACACAUUCUGAUGUAUCUGGUUCACUGUGCAUUGAGAAAACACAGACAUUUUUUCUAAGCAAUUCUCAUUUCUCUCUCCCAAGUGGUCACCAUCAUACAAUACGAGAAUACCUACUGAUUCUACUUACUCUGCCUUUUGCAUAGAACGUCUAGAACACCUCUGGCAUUAAAAAGUAUAUCCACCUAUAAACAAUAUUGACUGUCAGGGAGGCCAUUGUUGAAGCUAUAUGUCUUGAUUGUGCAAUGUUGUGCCCUAGCUUCAUCAGUUUCAGCUGCAAAGAACUGUGGGGGUCAUUCAAACCUGAUCGCAUGGUAGGACUAUCAGGUCAGAACUACGCAUGCGUAUGCACCGCAAUGCGCAGGCGCGUCGUACGGCUACAAAGCGGAUCGUUGCUUGGUGAUGGAUUGUAUGAAGAAUCCAUUCGCACAGCCAAUCGCAAGGAGAUUGACAGGAAGAAGGUGUUUCUGGGUGUCAAAUUACCGUUUUCUGGGAGUGGUAGGAAAAACGCAGGCAUGUCCAAGCGUUUGCAGGGCGGGUGUCUGAUGUCAAUUCCGGUCCCGGACAGGCUGAAGUGAUCGCAGCGGCUGAGUAAGUCCUGGGCUACUCAGAAACUGCACAAAACUUUUUUGACCCCUAGCGAGCAAUCAGGUCUGAAUGACCCCCUAAGAAUUUAGGUUGUGAUGCAUUGAAUUGAACACACCAUGUAAUCCAAAUUACAUUCUGUUAACAGAAAGGGUGGCCUCACUCUAUCGUGUUUUUUUUUAUUUUAAAUACUAUACAGUAGUAGUUAUUUUAAAGAGGGUCUCCAAGUGUUUCAAAAGAGGAACACUUGGUGAAAAAAAUUGAUAGGUUCUAACAUACAGUACUUAUUAAUAGGAAAAGAAAGCUUUUUCAUCUAAAGGGGCAUUCAAUUAGCUGUGAUAACCUGUUUUUGCAUUAAAAAUGGGCUUAUAUAGCGACUUGUGAAAAUGCGACUAUUUAAUUGUAAGCAAAAAAUUAUACAUGAUAAUUCUCCCUAGAUUUAAUGGGGAUUUCUUUUCACCAACUCCUGAAAAGUUAUUGAAAUUCCCUAUUUUAAAUUAAAAAUGUGGGCACUUGGGUGGUCAUUCCGAGUUGUUCGCUCGCUAGCUGCUUUUAGCAGCAUUGCAAAUGCUAGGCCGCCGCCCUCUGGGAGAGUAUCUUAGCUUAGCAGAAUAGCGAACGAAAGAGUAGCAGAAUUGCUACAAAAAAAUGUCGUGCAGUUUCUGAGUAGCUCCAGACCUACUCCUAGAUUGCGAUCACCUCAGUCCGUUUAGUUCCUGGUUUGAUGUCACAAACACGCCCUGCGUUCGGCCAGCCACUCCCCCGUUUCUCCAGCCACUCCUGCGUUUUUACCUGGCACGCCUGUGUUUUUUAGCACACUCCCGGGAAACAGUCAGUAACCUCCCAGAAACGCCCCUUUCCUGUCAAUCACUCACCGAUCAGCAGUGCAACUGAAAAGCGCCGCACAAACACCAGCAAAUCUACAAAGUUUUGUGUAAAAUAACUUAGCGCAUGCGCGCUGCGUACCAUGCGCAUUUACCACCCAAUCGCUGUGUUGCGAAAAACGGCAACGAGCGAACAACUCGGAAUGACCACCUUGGUUCAGAGCACCUUUGACACCCCACUUAAUGACUAAUUAGGCACUUUAAAUGUUUUAAUUAGCUCAGUAUGGUCAAUAACUAUGUCAUUUUUGGGGUGAAAAAAUGCAGAGUGCACAAAAAUGGGUUUAUAUAUGUGGGAUAGGUAUUUUGGGUUGGUGCAUGAGCGGGAAAGGUGUUUUAGGCUUGCAGGUGGGAGUUACAGGUGUUUUUAAAGAUUUUUUAAGAGUCCCCUAAAAUGACACAAAAACCUACUAAAUUGCAUUUUUAUGCACUCCUAAUUUAAUUAGAGCACUUUUGCUGAAAAACACUUGCUUUCUAUCAUUUUUUAACUGUUUUAGAAUAAUGCAUAUGACAGGCAUUUGACACAAUUUAAGAACCCCAAAUACUUUUAUUGUGGGCCCUAACAGACUUCUAUACUGUUAUCCAAUAUUAGUUUUUGGGGUACAGGCCAUUUGCACCCAGACUUUUUACUGGUUUUGCCGGCAAGAAUGAUCAGGAAAAUCCCGUUUUCAAACAUUUGUAAAUGGAUUGUAUGAAAAAUGGGAGUGUGCAUACAGGCAAUGAGCGGAAUUUCUAUAUCUAUAUAAUCUUCAUAGCUGGAUUGGGCAGUGUGUUGUGUAUACACACUGCCCGAUCCGUCAUGAUUGAUGUCACGGACUAGGCGGGCAUUUAUAUGCACCCGCCCAGUUCAGCUGUCAGUCACCGCCGGCUGCUGCAGCAUGUGUACGAGCUCCCCCGUACACACACAACUAUGUAUCAAUAUACAGUGUCUGUAGAUAUAUUGGUCAUCAUGUGUGCUGCAGGGUUGAUGCGAUAUGUCUGUGAACGACGGCGUUCACAGACAUAUCGCUGGUACACACUGGUCAACGGACCAGCGAUAUAUCGCCCGUUCAAUAGAUUGGCCGAUAUAUCGGCCAGUGUGUACCCAGCAUGAGCAGCCAAAUCUGCAUCUGUAUGGGCAACUUGAAAGUUUUCCAAAGAUAAAUCAUACUAAAUAUAUAAUCAUCACAACAAAUCAAUCAAGUAAGUUUAGUAUUUUUAUGAACAUAAACUGAAUUUGCAGUAUAAAAUAAGCAUCUCUAUUAACCACUUGCCUGGCAUGGUCGCAUCAGAUGCGACCAUGCCUGCAAGUGCUCUAUCUGACCUGGUCGCACAGGAUGCAACCAGUCAGAUAGAGAGUGUUAUCAGCGGCAGGGAAGAUAAACUUCCCUCCGCUGCUGCUGUCAGAGGGACCGGAAGGUCCCUCUGCCUCCCUGCACUCUCCCUCUGUGUCUGCCGUGCUGCCGAUCACUGCUGAUUGGUCAGCACGGCAGGAUCACCCCCCUCCAGCGGCUACAGACAAUGGCAGCCGCUGGGGAGUGUAAGUGAACCCUCCCAAGACACCCCCAGAACCCCCCCUGUAUACCUGCAGGCUGUCCCGCCUUUCAAAAUGAAAGCUGCGAUUGUCGCGAUGUUCCCGAUGUUCCGAUGGUUGUGUUGUUCCCAAUUGAUGUUUUGAUGUUUUUUGGGGGACAUUUACGGGAAAAAAAAAUUUUUCAUUUUUUUUUUUUACUAAAAUCUUUUGGGAUAGGGUUAAAUUCAUGUUCUUCACCUAAUUCACUCAUAAAAAAACCCCGACAAUUUCGGAGCGGUUUUUGGCAAAAUAAAUUUUCAGUUAAGUGGUUAAUGAUACAUACAGUUAAAUGUUUUAAAUAUCUGGUAAUCAAAUAAUAAAGGUUAACUGCACUACCAAAUGUAAUCACCAGGUGGUGUUUAAUGUGUUUCGUAUAGUGAUGUAUUGUUCAAUCAGAACUUUAAGACAGGAAAAAAUAGCUGUAUCAGUUGUGUUGUGCCUAAAAAGAAAACCAGAGAAACAUUACUAUUUCUAUACAUUGGUCUUUGGUAAUAAUGAAUAAAUAUUUUGGCAAAAGGGUGUCAUAAUCUCUGGCAUAUUUAUAAUGGGUGCAGUGGGGGCCCACACUGCACACCCUGGGUCUUCAGCAGCAGCGCUUUAGAAAUCACCAGGAAAAUGGCACAGCUGCCAUUUUCCCGGCAUUUCGUGCAUGUGCAUUAAGAAAAUCACAGGGAUAAUGGCUGCCGUGCGAUUUUCCCAGAGACCUGAGCAUGCGCACCAUACUCGGGGACACCGCUCAGGUCCCCUAGUGACCCUAGUGCCCAGAGUUUAAAGCGCUGCCGGAUGGAGAGUAGGGGGCCCAUAUGGAGUCUGCACUCUGCACACAGGCCUCCUGAAGUGCUCCUGGUCAUAAUGUGUCUAUUUUCCUUGUUUAAUACAAUUUAAAUUCCAGAAGAAUCAUAUUGGUUUUGGAAGCAAAAAGUAAAUAAGGGUGGUGUUUAUUUAGAUUAGCUCCACAACAGAAUUCCACCCAAAAUAAUAGAGUUUUUAUUUGCUUUUUUGUAAGUGUAGCCUUUAAGGCAGAGGUUCUCAAACUCGGACCUCGGGGGAUGUUUUGCAGGUCUCCUCACAGAAUCGCAAGUGAAAUAAUUAGCUCCACCUGUGGACCUUUUAAAAUGUGUCAGUGAGUAAUUAAUACACCUGUGCACCUGCUGGGUUACCUGCAAAACAUGCACUGUGUGUGCCCCCGAGGACCGAGUUUGAGAACCUCUGCUUUAAGGCAUGGUAUAUUAUAUUACAUGUGUGCAAGUGUGCUUUUUAUUUAUUUACAUACAAAAUUGAUGGCUCAAUGUUAAAGAACUACUUUUGGGGUGUUUGCAUAUUAUGAAUAGUUAAUGUAAUCUGCAUUAAAAUUAAAUUGUUUGGUCCACAUACAAUAAGUAAUUUCACAAUCAAUAUUAGAGCUAUAGUAGCUUAAAGGAAUAUUACCCCCAUGUUACUGUGUGACUGUCUAGAAUACAUCUGUUGCUGCUACCGGGAUCUGUCCCUUUCUGGUAUAACUGUAUUUAAAGGGACACUAACGUCAGCAUUUUCUCCUUACGGGUGAUGUGUGCAGGAAAAAAGAGGUGCUGUUCGGUCUGAUUUACUGUUCUGUUGUUUCGAAUGAUACGUCUUUAGGAUACAAUGAAUUUGUUUACAUGUAGCAGACAAUCAUUGGUACUUGAAUGUCCCUUUUCAUUCAUUUUUCUGUCUUGCGGCCCCUACCAACUUUCUCCCCUAUAAACAAUUGUCCUAUUAGACAGUAAAGCACGUCUAUUUACAGAACGAAUAGAGAGUGUGUCAGAGAGAGGUGGUAGGGCAAUCAUUAGGAGACAAUAUGAAGAAAAAUAAGGGUGCUUCAAACUGACCGUAACUGCGGCUUGUAACAGUUAGUGUCACAGAAUGUAUUAAAAGCCGUUCUAGACACAUUUUAUAUCAUUGUAUUUAAAACUUCAUUAGAUAUAUCAUAUGAGAGAACUUUAUAACGUGUUUUAUAUACCCUGGCGCGGACUUCAUACAAUGCAGACAUACAUUUUAUGGGAUUACCCAAUAAAGGUUGGGACCUAUCACUUCUGUAGUAACCACUGACCUCAGUAAGGACACUGGUCCACUAUACAAAAUGGCUUCCUCUACUGAGUGCUCAGUUAUAGAAUGUCUUCCUAUAAAAUUUACAGACCACAUUCUCCAUAGUUACCAACAAUCCCUAAUAUUUUUUGGCAUAUUACAAUGGGUUUGAUUAAGUUAUUGUAAAGAUUACUUUUAUCCUAAUGAGUCUUCUGAAAUAACUUAUUUUUUACCCCUUACCAAUCCUCCUGGGGAGGGGACGAAGUGCACCAUGCCACAUAUGAUAAAACUAUGUGUGUCCACUGCAGUCAAACCAUUGUAACUGUGUCGUCAGUAUAAGAUUAAAUAUAAUGUUUUACCAUAAUGUUUAAACUUAUACAGCCAACACAGUUACAAUGCUUUAACUAAACACCUUUAUUAAAGACACAGUACCUUGACGCUGGGAAUCCUCCCUUCUAGUAGAAAUCAGUAGCAGUGUGCCAGCCAAGUCCUCCAUGUGACUAUCGAUGGGAGAAGUUCUUUAUCUAAAAGGUGUUUUCAACUCAAUUCAAUUGCACUCUAUGAGGUUGUACAUACCCUACUAUAAUUUUUAUGACAUUCAUUGGUUUCUGAGUUUUUCACUAAAGCCUUUAUAGCUAGUUGUUUAUUUCUAUUGCUCUUGGAUACAGCACAUCUCAACUCUGAACAAUGGAUGCAAUUGUAUACACAGAGCAUUCUUAUUUCCUAUCCAAGGGCAGGAAAAAAUAGCAAGUAUUUUCUGAAAAGCACAGAACAUAGUCAAAUAUGUAUUGUAAAGGUUGCAGUAGUGCAUGUAUAGCGCAAUAAAUCUGUAAAAGAUUACUUUGCGUAAUAAUUUCUAUUGUGUUCUCAAAUUAUAAAUGCAUUUUUUUUUUUAAUUGAGUUAUGUCAAGCCCUGCUCAUUACAUUGGUCUAUUCAGAUUUUAGUUUAUGCAAAGUGCAAAAAGAUAUUUGCCUUAGACUACAAGUAUUCAAGCGAAUCUCUGCUUAAGCUUCCUAUAUCAUGUGAUACCAGAGCCGGCCCUAGCCAAUAUGAUGCCCUAGGCAAGAUUUUGGCUGGUGCCCCCUAGCACCACCGAUGGUUCCGCCUCUGACCUUGCACCUCUUUCCCAGCACCAUCAACCCAUAGCAGUAUUUAUUUUGGGGUUUGUACCCCCUAUAUUUUAAAUAGGAACAGUUCGCACAUUUGGCGCGCAGCCCAAAAAGGGGUGUGUUUUUGCUGGCAAGGGGCAUGGCCACACAAUAGUACCCCCAAUUCCAAUUAUGCUACACAGUACUGCAACUUUAUUCACAUUUGAUCAUGCAAUAGUGUCCAUAAUUCUUAUUAUAUCCCACAGUAGUAUCACUUUACCUUAUAAACGUUACUCCUCACAGUAGAGCUCCUUAUUUACAUUACAUCACACUGAAUUGCUCCUUAUUCACAUUACGCCACACCAUAUUGCUCUUUAUUCACAUUAAACGAGACAGUAGUGCCCUUUCUAUAUGCAACGCCACAUAGUAGAGCCCCUUAUACACAUAAUGCCACACAGUAAUGCCCCUUACACAUAUGAGACACAUUAUUAAUGUCCUUAAACACAUAAUGCACCUUACACAUUAUGUCAACCUUUAUUAAUGCCCUUUUACACGUAAUGUCCCUUACACAUAUGCUGCACAUUAUUAAUGCCCUAAUACACAUAAUGACACACAUAGUGCCCCCUACACAUUUGCUGCACAUUAUUAGUGCCCCUAUACACAUAAUGACACACAUACAGUAGUACCCUGUUACACAUAUGCCGCACAUUAUUAAUGCCCUUAUACAUAUAAUGACACACAUAGUGCCCCUUACUCAUAUGUUGCACAUUAUUAAUGUAUUUUUACAUGACACACAUAAUGCUCCUUACACAUAUUCUGAACACUACUGCACAACCAACCUACUCACAUGCACACAACACUCACACUGCCACUAACACUGUGACCUCUGCCUCUGCUUAAAUACAGAUGUGUCCUCAUAAAUCUUGCCUCAAUGCUAAUGUCGGGCACAUUUUUUUAUGAAAAUGCAUCUUAUUUGCAUUGCUAUGUGGCUAGGAUGAUUAAAAUGAUAUGCAGCAUGCCUAUAUACUGUGUGAGACUGUGGCUGUAUCUGCAUAUGAAAUGCUACACACAGAAUAUAGGCAUGCUGCAUAUCAUUUUAAUCAGCAGAAGCUGCUAAUGCCCCUAGGCAUACCAGAUGCCCUAGGCAAUUGCCUAGUUUGCCUAUGCCUAUGGCCGGCUCUGUGUGAUACCACAAAAUGCUAAAAUAAAAACAAUAAAGUCCAUUGUUCGGAUUGAAGAACUAGACACUUGAAAUGUGUAUUUUUGACUGUUUAACACGUCUUUAUGUCUGUUUUAACACUUUAUGACACAGAACAAGUUUUUGUUAUUUGAUACUGGUUCUGAAAUGUCCUUAAAAUUAUAUUGCUGUUUAGAGGUAAAAGUUG
Molecule: messenger RNA, 9666 nt
Organism: Pseudophryne corroboree (corroboree frog)
Lineage: Eukaryota; Metazoa; Chordata; Amphibia; Anura; Myobatrachidae
Gene: KCNG3
Product: potassium voltage-gated channel modifier subfamily G member 3
Exons: 2
Coding region: 465-1742 (425 amino acids)
Biological process (GO): potassium ion transmembrane transport; protein homooligomerization
Cellular component (GO): membrane; voltage-gated potassium channel complex
Molecular function (GO): delayed rectifier potassium channel activity
Source: RefSeq, a predicted model, not a curated record